This is a messenger RNA of Cryphonectria parasitica EP155, 2544 nucleotides long. RefSeq lists its product as uncharacterized. The record is from RefSeq and is a predicted model, not a curated record. The transcript is spliced from 8 exons. NCBI's taxonomy places the organism in Eukaryota, Fungi, Ascomycota, Sordariomycetes, Diaporthales, Cryphonectriaceae. Bases 1 to 2544 code for a protein of 847 amino acids.
AUGGCGACCACAUCUCCACAGUCUGAAAAUGUGUCGUCGUCCAUAUCCGAGCUUGCAAUCAUUUCAGGGUCGGACAGUUCUGCAGAGGAAGCAGCCCUGCGGCCCAGGCGAGGACUCGAACAGGCGGGUGCCGUCGUGAAGAAAUGGCGAAAAUUCCGCGGUGUCUACAUGGAGAGACGUAAUUUAGUAGAGAACCGAUGGUUCAGACUGGAGUUGAACAAGAGGAAGAAGCUUCUCACUACGCUUUGGAGGGCGCUGAGCGGGGGGAAGGAAAUGCCGCAAGCCCAUCGCCCGGACGUAGAUGAUGCAGACGCCAUCAAGUGGCCUCUGUUCAACCAGGCAGACCUUGCCAACCGGCCCGAGGUGCUGCUGACCAUACUGGACCACAGGGCGAGGUUCCAUCCUGGGGCCUUCCAGAGGGAGGACCUCUUCGGCGAAAACUAUCCGCUGGCGAAGGCGGUUGGUGUCCUGCCCCUGCAGAGAGACCAGGUCACCGAGUACAGGGAGGGCAUCGUCAUGGCCGACCUGACAGGUGUUGCGCUGGAGGACAACGACCAGGACAUGCAAGAGGAAGAUGACAGCUACGGCACGAUCAACGAGCCGGAGAGCCUGGAGGAGCUGAAGCUCUUCAACAGCUCAGACAUGAUCCUGAAGGAGGCAGGGGAUGUAGUUAUGGAGGUCCAGUAUAGGAUCUACAGCCUUCUCGACGACGUCGUUGAGAAUAUUACCGGAGAUAAGCGCAACAAACCUGUGGUCCCUCACGCAUCCGACAAGGAACCACUCGACUGGCGGGUCAGACAGCCCACCGACCCAGAGGACCCGAGUUACGAGAAGGAGCUCACGAAUUACUUCAACGUCUCGCGGACCCUGCUGUCCUGCACCGCGCCAGGCGAGAUGGACUGGGACUAUGUCAUUGCCCUGAGCGCGCGGCGACGAAAGUGGCACGAGCGACAGAUUGCCGUCCUGAAGGAAGACCCCGGCGCGCUCCUCGACCGGCUACAACAGGCGCGAACCCACGGCAGAUUUGGCAGCCAGUUAAAAACUAAGCAAGGGACCACUCAUCCAUACAACGACGGCAAUACACAAGCCGACACAGAUCUCCAGAUGUGGACCCUCUACUUUCAAGACAUCCUAGCACAUCACAACGAAUUAGUGGACGUCUGGGCGGGGACAGGCCAAAUGCUGGAAGACUUACGGACAAUCCCGCCAGGCACACGCGCUUGGAUGUCCAAAAUCAAAACCCUGGCAGGCCUCACCAGCCCGGGCAAGGAAGUCCUGGGACUUCUCCUCGACGUGCUGGUCAGCGCACCCGACCUGCGGGAGUACUUCAGAACAGCAGCGUCCCGGAACGAACAGGGAGAAUGGGUCGUGCCCAUUGUAGACGGACUACCAGGGGCGCCGAGGAUACUCAAGCGGGACAGCAACACGAUCGGGGCUCUUGCUGCUUGGCGGAGGGCCAUGUCGGAGGAGCGAGCCCGCAAGGCCUUUGGGCUGCACACCAUGGCCGAGGAGCUGCGCCAGAUCCUCAGCCGCUUCAGGAAGAACGUGUUCAGCGAGUACGUCCUCGGGCAGGCAGACAGCUUCUACGACCUGACCAUCGUCGCAAAAGCCGCCAACAAGCUCUGGGAGAGCUCGCUCAUGCUGUACGGACGGGACGGCCAGGACGGCACGGGGGCCGCCAAGGGGGAGUGCGCACAGCUCCUCUGGGUCCUCGAGGCGCACCCGGGCAUGCCUCUGCGCGACGAGAUCGAUGCCUAUUUCAAGCCGCAGCCCGCCGUGGCGUUUGACUACCCGCCGCUCGAGGACAGGAUGUCGGACAGGGCGAAGAAGGACAGGAUCCCCAGGCGGAUCAAGGCGGAGCAGAACCUGGCCAACUUCUGGGCGGCGGUAGAGAAGACGUUUACGACUGGGCUUCUGGUUGCGCCCUAUACUUUUCUCACGCUGCGGAGGGCCAGGCCGAAUGUCACACCACCUUUUGAGCCAGCUGUAGCGAGAAACAAGAGAGCCAGAGAGGAGUCCCCAGGCCCGAGAACGCCGUCACCACCUGCCAAGAGGAUCAGGACAACCUCCCCCAGGUCUCCUGUCUCACCUAUCCGAGCUGCCCUCCCAGGCGAGGGGGGCCCACGACGACCAGCCAUUGAUCGGCGGGCGGCAGCGGCGGCGGCGGCAGCGGCGGCGGAGGAGGAGGAGAAGGCGAGAGCUGCUACCGCACAGGCAUUGGCUACACCUCCAGAGGAGCCUGUCCCUGCCAGAGAACAUCCUCCCAUCCAGCUGCGAAGAGAUCACUACGAGUUCCUGGAGGCGCUCAUGGUGCCCCCUCGAGAGCGCGCUGCUGAGAAUGUGCUCUUCACAACCAUAUUUGAGAACUGCGAGAAUCCCAGACACAGAAUCCACGGGUCACGAUGGCUCAACCGCAAUGUGGCAUCUCGAUGGCUUCGAUCCAGGACUCAUGGUUUUGGACAGGAAGAUGAGGAGAACAAGAAAGGAAUUCAGGCCUUAAUAUGGCUGGACCUGGGAGAAAUUUGUUAUGGCACCAGAAGAUGA